Monomorium pharaonis (pharaoh ant) is the source of this 522-nucleotide messenger RNA. RefSeq names its product immediate early response 3-interacting protein 1. NCBI's taxonomy places the organism in Eukaryota, Metazoa, Arthropoda, Insecta, Hymenoptera, Formicidae. The transcript is spliced from 3 exons. Gene Ontology annotation, biological process: endoplasmic reticulum to Golgi vesicle-mediated transport. The coding region runs from base 60 to 308 and encodes 82 amino acids. Gene Ontology annotation, cellular component: endoplasmic reticulum membrane; COPII-coated ER to Golgi transport vesicle; Golgi membrane. The record is from RefSeq and is a predicted model, not a curated record.
GAUUGUAGCGCUGUCGGCUUCUCUCUGUUGCUCUCUGUCGAUAUGAAGAUUCUAGCAACAUGGCGUUCACAUUGUGGACACUUUUCGAAGCGACUUUGUUAUGCUUGAAUGCGAUCUGUGUUUUGAACGAGGAGAGAUUUCUCGCCAAAGUUGGCUGGGCGUCGUGGCAAAAUGUACAAGGAUUUGGAGAACCUCCGACAGCUAAGUCACAAAUAUUGAACCUUAUUAAGUCGAUACGAACUGUGAUGAGGGUUCCUCUGAUAUUUUUCAAUAUCUUAACAUUAAUUGUGAAGCUCGUGCUUGGCUGAUACCUAAGGAAAAUAUGUACAAAUGUACAAAUGGAAUGCGCUGUGUGUAAGUCAAAGUCUUGAAAAUGAUGUGUGUAUACAAGAGAAUUUAUUAAAUUGUACUAUUUUUACCUCAAUAUGAAUCACUUUUUACCUUACAUGUACUUUUGUAUGUGAGAAUAGAUUAUGAGAGUGUCAAUUUCUGUAUUAAAAGAAAUAAUAUGUGACACUUGUA